AUGGAUGGGUCUUCUCGAGGAAACCUAGAACCUGCAGGUAUUGGUGAAGUUGGUAGAGAUAGUCUGGGAAUUGUUCAAUUUAUGUUUUUUGUUUAUAAAGGUAAUCAUACUAACAAUUUGGUGGAGGCUAUUUCUAUUUUGUAUGUUGUGGAGAGUGUUCGUGCUCUUGGAUGGAGCAGGCUCAUUUGCGAAUCUGAUUCGCAGGUGGUGGUGCAUUUGUUGAGCCGACAACAUUCUGAGGAAGUUAGUUGGAAGUUAGCUUUAGUUGUUAACCAGAUUCUUAAUUUGUGUGCUUCUUUGAAUUCUGUUACUUUCACUCAAAUCCCCAGGGAGUGGAAUGGAGUUGCGGAUAGUCUGGCCAAAUGGGCUUCUGAUCACAUGCAAAAUUGGAAUAUUGUGGAAAAGGGUCAAUUACCUCUGGGUUUGUCUCAACAGUUUGACUACUUAGUGGAUCUUGAUAGGGUUGUUUGA
Molecule: messenger RNA, 471 nt
Organism: Cryptomeria japonica (Japanese cedar)
Lineage: Eukaryota; Viridiplantae; Streptophyta; Pinopsida; Cupressales; Cupressaceae
Exons: 1
Coding region: 1-471 (156 amino acids)
Molecular function (GO): nucleic acid binding; RNA-DNA hybrid ribonuclease activity
Source: RefSeq, a predicted model, not a curated record